UACCACUUCCUUCUCCAGUCUCGGCAUUGUUUGGUAAUCUGGUUAACUGCGAACGGUUAGCUCCCUGAUUGAAAUAACUAGACCAAUCUUGAUCAAGUACGGUACCACUUCCUUCUCCAGUCUUGACAUUGUUUGGAAAUUGGGUUAACUGCGUACGAUUAGCUCCCUGAUUAAGAUAACUAGUCAACAUGGCUGCAAAUUCCUUAUCUCUUUCAAAUCCAAUCAAAGACGAAUCCCUUUGAACCAAACUUUGAUUUGACUCAUGGCGUUCUCCAGCAGCAGAGCUGUUAUGAAGAGAGUUCAAAUUUCUUGUAAUACGUCGAUUCGCUAAAAUUGCAGCAUUCAGGAGCUGAGUUGAAAUAUCCUCAUGUAUCAAUGAUCUAGUCUGAUUCUUAGCUGCUUCUACUGUGGACACUUGAUUUGCAUUACUAGACGUGAUUUUACUUGAAUCACCUUUGUUCAAAACCAACUUUGCUUUGUGCUAAGUCCUGCCAAAGCAACUACAGCAGCAGUUUGUGCUAAGUCCUGAGCAGUAGCAUACUAAGCAUAUGAAUCUAUCCAAAUUUGGAAACGAAUUAACCUUUCAGGAAGUGGAAGUUGACAUUCUUAAUGCUACCAGAUUUUGAGGAAACUCGUAUUUGGAGGUGCAGUUCCUGAUGAAUCAAGCAGCAGCUCUAAAGAAAAAGGUUUCGAAUCCAAACAAAGCUGAAAGUCCAAUGAAGAAUAUAGGUUUUGAUUUUCAAUACUGAUCAAGUGCCGAAUUGGCGAAAAAAUUUCAAAUUAAGAGAGAAAAUCUCGCAAGUAAUCACAAGGAUAAAGCUGUGAAAGAGCAGGCGUCACUUAGAUUUAAAAGAAAGAAUAAUAUGCCUACAACAACAGAAGGACAAAGAAGACAGAGGUUAACUCAAUCCGAUGAGUCGGUUCAACAGUUAGGAAUGAGUAAAUUGCCUAUAUACAAAUCAAUGAUCCAAUCGCCUUCCAGGGAAGAUCUGAACACUUCACAUAACAUUGCAAUAAGAGGACAAAGUAAACAGAGGUUAGUUCAAUUGGAGGAGCAAAUUCAAAAGCAAGGAAUGAAUAAAUUACCUGUGCACACAUCCAUGCUCCAGUCAUCUUCAAAGAAAGAUCUUAACACUUUACGUAUGAGUGGAAGAAAACAAGGUGAAGGAGAGAAACAACUUGAUAUUCAGGAGCAACAAAGCUGUAAAAAGGUAAAGACAAACUCGGUCCUACCGUCGACGAGUAUAAAUCAAUUUCUAAAAAAAUAUGGGAUACACGUUGGUGGUGAAAAUUCUCCUAAUAUCCAACCAGUAGAUGAAGUCAGAUUUAUGUCAUCCCCUGUUGUUGAUGAGCAUGAAAUAGAAAUGGAUAAUUUUGAUGCACAAGCAGGAGUUGGUGACGAUGAGUUUGUUAGAGAUGAGGAUGUAAACAUUGAUAGUGCUGCAGAUGGGAUAUUAGAGAAGAAAAGAGUUCGAGGGCAAACGACAUGUAAGAAUAUUCAUGCAAGAAGUUUUGAAGAAAGAGAGGAGGUGACAUUUGACAAAGGACAAGCAGUGGGACCAACUGACAAGAGAGUGUCUGAUUUGACCAACUUUAUAGGAACAAUUGCAAGAAAUCCGAGAUUUAUCACCUUGGUGCAUACUAGUUGGCAUGCUGUGUCACAGGAUAUUAAGCGACGAAUGUGGGAAUAUGUCAACUCCAAGUUCAUAAUUCCAGCAGAAGGAGAGAAGUGGGUAAUGACCGGUAUUCGUGAUGCUUGGAGGCGACACAAGAGAAAUAUUAAGAUGAAAUAUUUCAAUAAGAAUGCUACUGAUGAAGACAUGCUACAAAAUCGUCCGAAUGAGAUACCAGAAGUUCAAUUUCACCAAUUGAUUCAGUAUUGGAAGGAUUCAGAUGUCCAACGUGCAACCAAAGAGAACAACGAGGAACCAUCAAAGUCCGAAAUGCUUAUUGCAACUCGUACAAAGAAAGGAAAAGAAGUUCAUACAGAUACUCAAGUUGCAAUAGUAAGUCAUGAUAAAAGUUAA
This is a messenger RNA of Nicotiana attenuata, 2027 nucleotides long. RefSeq lists its product as uncharacterized. NCBI's taxonomy places the organism in Eukaryota, Viridiplantae, Streptophyta, Magnoliopsida, Solanales, Solanaceae. The record is from RefSeq and is a predicted model, not a curated record. Bases 864 to 2027 code for a protein of 387 amino acids. The transcript has 5 exons.